GGCUGUACCACUUCCUCUUUAAAGGAAAGAAAAUCUUGAAGUGACGUCUGUGGGCCUUAGAGAACUACGUAAAAUGGCGAAGAAAACUUAUGAUCUGUUAUUUAAGUUAUUGUUGAUAGGUGACUCAGGUGUUGGGAAAACGUGCAUCCUAUUUAGGUUUUCGGACGAUGCCUUCACAACAACAUUCAUAUCCACUAUAGGUAUUGACUUCAAAAUUAAGACUGUUGAGCUGAGAGGAAAAAAGAUCAAAUUGCAGAUAUGGGACACAGCAGGGCAGGAGAGAUUCCACACCAUAACGACAUCAUAUUAUCGAGGUGCAAUGGGAAUAAUGCUAGUUUAUGAUAUAACAAAUGAGAAGAGUUUUGAGAAUAUAGUGAAGUGGCUUCGAAAUAUUGAUGAACAUGCGAAUGAAGACGUGGAGAAAAUGAUUCUGGGUAAUAAGAGUGAUAUGGAGGACAAACGAGUAGUAAGCAGAGAGCGUGGCGAAGCAAUUGCACGAGAGCAUGGAAUCAGGUUCAUGGAAACAUCAGCAAAAGCAAACAUAAAUAUAGAACGGGCAUUUAAUGAAUUAGCGGAGGCCAUUCUUGAUAAAACUGCUGGUAGAGAUCCAGCGGAGUCAUCGGACAGAGUGAUAGUUCCAGACAGACGGGGAGAAAGAGGCUCCAACAGGUGCUGCUAGGUGUAGCUUAAAAACAAAAUAAAAACAAAAACUCUUAUGCUACCAGGGAUGCAGAGCAGUUUGAUUUGCUGUAUUACAAGCUGUGAUGUAUUGCCAAAGAAUAAAAAUGGGAUUUAAAACUC
Molecule: messenger RNA, 801 nt
Organism: Schistocerca americana (American grasshopper)
Lineage: Eukaryota; Metazoa; Arthropoda; Insecta; Orthoptera; Acrididae
Gene: Rab10
Product: ras-related protein Rab-10
Exons: 5
Coding region: 74-679 (201 amino acids)
Biological process (GO): cellular response to insulin stimulus
Cellular component (GO): insulin-responsive compartment; recycling endosome; Golgi apparatus
Molecular function (GO): GTPase activity; GTP binding
Source: RefSeq, a predicted model, not a curated record